AUGGAGAAAUCAGCUGGCGCAGUGCGUGAGGACCGGGCUAUUUUGCGAGCGGCGAGACGUGUCCAGAGCACCGCUUUUGAUGUCUCCAACGCCGUCGAGCAGCUCAAACUCAAGGUGCUGCACAAAUGCCUGGAUUGCACAGCCGAGUUCGGAGUCGACAAUUUGUGCUACUGCCAACAAUGUUCGACGGAAAUCUGCGCAAUGUGCGCCAUCCGCGGCCACCUGAAGCACGAAGGAAUGUCACCAAUUUUGGACGCUGAGUUGGCGAAGUUGCGCGCCCAGGCGAAGGCCAAUACGGAUGCCGUGUACGACGGGUUGCUGAAAAAUGUGAAGGGGCUGCACACUCAAAUUAUCGACAACAUGCAGCAGCUUCUCGUGCGCACCGAGCAGGAGCACGCAAAUAUUUCGGCCCAGAAGAAAUAUGACUUGGGUCAAGCGGUGGCGGAGAAAGUGCGGCAGUCUGCGGUGGACUUUGAGAUGCGCUGUGAGGAGUACUUCCCGGUCGCCCGCAAGUUCAGCGACUACAUGAUCGAUUUGAAGGAGGAUUUGGACAAGAAA
Molecule: messenger RNA, 558 nt
Organism: Mesorhabditis spiculigera
Lineage: Eukaryota; Metazoa; Nematoda; Chromadorea; Rhabditida; Rhabditidae
Source: the annotation of a GenBank genome assembly